Molecule: messenger RNA, 1950 nt
Organism: Cuscuta epithymum
Lineage: Eukaryota; Viridiplantae; Streptophyta; Magnoliopsida; Solanales; Convolvulaceae
Source: the annotation of a GenBank genome assembly
CUGGUGGGCGCAACCACACUAGACAAUAGUGCACCCGUCGUAUGCGCCAAUACCCUAGUGACAAUGAUAAUCCAUAAAUAAACCCCUUCUCAGUUCUCACCAUCCUUCACGUCGACUUUUAUUAUUUAUAUAUAAUUAUAUAUUCGGCUUAAUUGAAACGCCAGAAGCUCAUCAUCCUCUUCUCCUACGCUUCGCUUUUAGGCAAGAGUUUCUGCGAGAGAUGGGGGAGGAAUCUGAGUACCGCUGUUUCAUAGGUAACUUGUCAUGGACAAUAUCUGACAGAGAUCUAAAAGAUGAGUUCAGGAAGUUUGGAACUGUUGUUGAGGCAAAGGUUGUCGUUAACAAGAUGGACGGUCGUUCUAAGGGUUUUGGAUUUGUUGCAUUUGAUGAGAAAAAAGCAAUGGAGGAGGCUAUUGAAAAAAUGAAUGGAAUUGAUUUAGAUGGUCGUGCAAUUACUGUUGACAGAGCACAGCCUCAGGGAAGAGGAGGCUAUGAUAAUGAUCGCCCACGUGACCGUGACCGUGGCAGUCGUGAUUAUGGAGGUGACAGGGGAUCGGGUGGGGGAGAUUGCUUUAAGUGUGGCAAACCAGGGCACUUUGCCAGGGAAUGCCCCUCAGGGGGUGGAGGCGGUAGAGGUGGAAGGUAUGGUGGGAGAGAUGACAGGUACGGUGGUGGAAGCAGUGGUAGAAGCAGUGGCAGCCAUGGACCUGACCGCAAUGGAGAUAGGUAUGGCGGCGGCCGCAGCCGGGAUGGUGGAGGAGACCGAUAUAGCCGUGACCGUAGUGGGCCAUAUGAUCGUCGCAGUGGAGGUUCUAGAGCUGAUUAGGUUAGGAGUUGGAAGAGGCGCUGCCGCAAGUGGAUGAAACUGUGACUGCUUGGGAAAAUGACAGUAUUGUUGAUCAUCAAAACUUUUCGACUUGUGAAACAUGAGACUAAUAAUCUACACUUCUCUUGUCCGUAAAUUGUUGGAUAGUAUGGUUCUCUUGGGAUCUUAUGCUUUGCUUACUUUGUACGUUUGAAUGUGGUCUUGGUCUUUGAAUGCUCUAUUUGUGCUGCUGGAUUUGCUAUGAAAUCUCUUGCAUGGAUGACUUAUAAUUUGGCCCUGUACAACCUUCAAGCGUUCUUGUGAAACUGUGCGGUUUUUUGUUCCGUUCUUGAAAAAUCUGAUUCUUAAACAAGUAAAUGGGAGUGAACCUGGCUUACAAUUGGCCCCUUUUUUGGAUAUACAUGAUUGGCUCUUUUGGUAGUUGGGACUUGGGGUACAUUAUUAAACGUAAUAAAAUUGACAAAGCGUUUCGGACAGUGACAACUUCUGAAGUUAAUUCAACAGCAUUAAUAGCUCUCAUAUUUGUUAUUCAAGGACCCUGCUUGAGGAAGAUAGAUCUUUUGUUCCUUUAAUGGUCCAUGUUGUCUAGAUUCUCUUGAAGAGUUUAUUCCAUGUCUGAAUUUGAUCUUUCUUGAAGUUUGUUCUUCAUGCCUGGGUUCAUCCAUUUGGGAAAUAUUUACUUUCUAGGCCAGGUAAUCGUGGAGAAUUAUUUUCACUUGUUUGUUCCUGACUUGACCAAGUAAACAAUCAAGUGCAAAUGUGGUAAUUGCUUUACCCUUGCCACGAGGAAGGUGAUUCUCAUGGAAGAGUGUGGGAGUGGUUUCACCAAAGGGUGGAAAGCACAUGUGAAUACUUUCCAUGGAAAAAGCCAAACAACCCAUUAGUUUGCCAUUCGUUGAUCAUCAUUUCAUAAGUUUGGAUAGGAAGAUGUCUGUGUGCUGCAAUAUUUUUAUAAUUUCAGUUCUUUGGCUGCAGAUUUUCUCAUUCCUCAUGUCUAAUGUUAUACGGAGUAUAAUAAGUUACUUAGAGGUACUGAAAUUUCAUUGCGCAACAUUUUAGUAUAUUUAAUAUUUUAAAUAAAUGAGUAUGUCUUAUACCAAGAUGGCAAGACUUAGUAUAUCAAA